AUGCGGAGCAUUGCCAUGGAGAGCGGUGAGAUGGAGGAUGCAGCACCGUUGAUCCAGGAACCCGCCGCCAAGAGUACCAAGGCCCUUUUGGCCACGACUGGAGGUAUUGUGUUGAUGGCCAUUAUGGGCAUUAGCCUAUGGCAAGCAGGGGGUGGUAUGACCCCCGAGAAGGUUGCAAUCAACGAUGCCCAGGAGUUGGUCGAGAAGAAUGAUGUCUUGCUGUCCAUGGGCCUGGGGACGGCCUGCCGAGAAGAUCCCAGUGAUCAAAAAAUUAUGCCCGAACAUGCCAACGUGAUCCAUGGUAACAUGGGGGACUGCGAGAAGAAGUGCAAUGACAUGCCCAAGUGUCGCGCUAUGGAGUACCGCACCUCCGAAAAGCGAUGCGAGUUGUGGUUUACGCCGGCGCGUCACCACGUCACGGUCUUCGAGGACAAGACCGUUACGGGACGACCCGACUUCCAUUGCUUCGUGAAGUCCGGACGCUGCGAGACCAUGAAAGCGCACAAGAAAGUGUUGGAAGAUGCCAUGGACAGCCUGCUGACGCACAUCAAGAGCAACUGCAUGCAAGGCCCCAGCCACAACGUCUUUGACAAAUGCUCUUCCACUUAUGCUCAAGGUUUGCUUGACGCAAACUCCCGGGUGUGCAAAGCCAUGCAGACUGCGUGCGAGGGCGAGUCCGACACACUGAUCAGAGAUGGCUCAACCAACAAGGAGAAGCUGCUGAAGAAAGCCGAAGCAAAGAAGAAGAUGGAUGUGCAGCUCCAAAAGUUCAAGAGGUACGACGCCGACAAGGAUGAGAUGUUGAACAAGAAGGAAAUUGGCCAGUUUGCCAAGAAGGAAUACAGCAUCACACUCACAGAUCAGCAGCUCACUCGGAUCUUGAAGGCCUUCGGCACAGGAGUCAAGAAAGCUGACUUUCAUCGCUUGAUCGUCCAGAUUGGCAUCGCAAGGGAGAUGCAGAAGGACGCAGCCCGAAAGAAGAAGCGCGAGGCACACGAAAAGGAAAUUGAGGCUUUGAAGGAGGAGCUACAGGAGAAGGUCAAAGAAGCUGAUGGCAAGUACAUCGCGGUAGAGGAGAAGGUGAAAGCGCUAGAGGAUGAUGCCAAGCCUCUAUUGAACUCCAAGACCAUGAGCUCCACUGAAAUGCAGCCGCUGUUGGAGAAGUUGGAGGAACAGGCGACAACUUUGAAGGAGGAGAUCAGCAGCUUUAAGAGCGAGAUCGCCGAGAUGAAAGAAGGUGUUGACAGCGAGGUGGCUCCUUGGUUCACGCAGCAGUGCCGACCUACGGACGGAAAGACUUUGAUGUUGGAUCCCAGGCUCACACGAGUGACAGCGCAGGUUACACGGAGUAAAGGGGAACUGAAGAUGAAGAUCAGCAUCGAACUGCAGUCCUUAGAGAAGCAGAUGCUGGCCAUGCUCAGGUAUCAUCAGAAAGCCAAGGAGCUGUCGGCGGAGGACUUGUACUCCGCGGUGGCUGGCAAGAAGGACGUGGUGGAAAAGAAAGCUUUCCUGAACUUCUUCAAGAAGUGUGAAAAGGAGAAGAAGGAGGACGAGGAGGUGAAAGCGCCUUCUGCAGAGGACUUGACCAGACUGUUCGAACACUUGGCGUGCUCCAGCGCUGGCAUCUCCAAGGAGCGCAUGAUGGGCUUGAUCCGAGUGUUCAAGAAGGUCAUCAAGGAGACCGUCUUGACGGAGGAAAAAGGGAUCAAGAGCAGCACCAAGCGGCGACUGGAAGUGGCUGAGAUCAUUGAGGUCUUGAGUCAAGAAAGCCAGGUGGACGAGGAGGUAGAGGUGAUGCGAGUCCAGUGCCGCGCCAUCAAAGAUGAUGUUGAGGGCUGGGCCACCGUCUCAGGGGAUGGUGGAAGCAAAUUCUUGGUGGACUAUGCCGGUGUCUACAAGGUGGUCAAGGAGACCAUCAUGACCGAAACCUUUGAGAUUGACUCGGCAGAAGCCAAGGAGGCUGCAAAGCAGCUGAAGGACCGGGAACCACGGAAGCUCCGAGUCGGCGAGCUGGUCGAUGUUUGGGUGUGGCCCAAGAAGGAGUCGUCCGGACUCGUACGACUGAAGUGCAAGUCCCGUUUGGACGGAGCCAUCGGUUGGGUGACGCAGAUUGGCAAUGCGGGGACUGUCUUCCUGGAGGUGGUGUGA
This is a messenger RNA of Cladocopium goreaui, 2148 nucleotides long. The record is from the annotation of a GenBank genome assembly. NCBI's taxonomy places the organism in Eukaryota, Dinophyceae, Suessiales, Symbiodiniaceae.